Pipistrellus kuhlii (Kuhl's pipistrelle) is the source of this 3477-nucleotide messenger RNA. It is a transcript of the gene TCHHL1, whose product is annotated as trichohyalin like 1. The coding region runs from base 202 to 2397 and encodes 731 amino acids. The record is from RefSeq and is a predicted model, not a curated record. Gene Ontology annotation, molecular function: transition metal ion binding. NCBI's taxonomy places the organism in Eukaryota, Metazoa, Chordata, Mammalia, Chiroptera, Vespertilionidae. The transcript has 3 exons.
UAAAAGUAAGACAAGCUGGCAGCAGAAAAACAGAGUCAGUGUGAUGAUGAAUCAGGGCAUGAGACCCAGAGGAUGUCUCCUUCCAAACUGUGCAAUUAGAGACUCAAUAAAAGGUUUCAGUGCCUGCUAUCAGCUCACAACCAGCUGACCGGCAUCCCACUUGUUCUCACUCCUGAACAAGAGUCUCCUGAGUUUGUCAAGAUGCCUCGGCUCCUGAGAGAUGUCCUCCGUGUAAUCGAGACCUUCCACAAAUAUGCCCGGGAAGACGGUGGUGAGGCGACGUUGACCUGCAGAGAGCUGAAAAGGCUCAUCCAGGGAGAGUUUGGGGACGCUCUUCAGCCACGUGUCAUUCAUGCUGUAGAAAGAAACUUGAAUCUUCUGACUAUUGACAGUGAUGGCACCAUCAGUUUUGACGAAUUUGUUCUUACAAUCUGCAACUUGUUAAACCUCCAUUAUCUUGACACACAAUCAUUAUUAAAUUCAGAACCAAGACAAGGGUCUACACCAGAGGAGAAGCCAGAUGAUAUGAAUCUCCAGGCAACCAGCAGAACUGGCCAGCCCACAGAGGGAACUCCACCGACUCAAGAUAAAUUAGAGCUUCCUUUGGGAAUGGUGUCAUCAGCUCAGCUCAGCCCUGGGGAAAGAGGCUACAACAGGGUGGAACCACAGGGAGACACCGAGACUCACAAACUGCCAGGAGAAGCCUCUGGGCACAAUGAACUGAAGAACCAACACCUGGAAGAUGGACAGAGUCAGGAAGUGACCCAAGGAGUAGCAUCAACAGGAGACAAAGGGGCUGAAAAUGAGACAAAUAAGCCAACAGCAAGAUCGGAGCAGAAGGGCAGACCCACAAAGGGGGAGGAGGGACAGGAUAAGGAGACUCCCAAGGAAGAAGAUCAACCAGCAAGGGAGCAAAGUAGCACUAAGACAAGGGGUCAGAUUGGAGAACAGAAAGGGAACUUGGGAACCCAAAGUUCUCCCCCAGAAGAAACAACACAGAGACCCCCUGAAGAUCAGAGAGUUGCAGCAGGAGAGGUUGUGAAGGAACCCUUUAAGGCACAAGAACAGCCACCACAAGGAAAAGAUAAACCGAGUUCAGAAGGCGUAGACCUGCCAGACCAAACUGAUUCCAAGGAUGAUGGUAGAACAGCCGAGACUCAAGAACCAGGAAACAAUGCUGACAGGACACCCCCGGAAACCAAGAAUGCAGCUGAGCCAGAGGGUGACGGCAGAACACUUGAGACCCAAGAACCCCCAGCACAAGAAAAAGAACAGGAAACAAGCAACUUGUCAGUCCACAAUGACAGCAGACGUGUUUCAGGAACACCUGAUGUGAGAACUGAAAGGAAAGAGGGGAGAGACUCUGCGGCCCAGGAAAUCGUAGGGAGGGAAGAAAGCGAAAGGAAGUCUCAGCCACCAGCCCUGGAAGAGGAAGCACAGGGUGGCAAGUAUCCAGGAUGGAAACUCCAGGAAUCAGCAAAAGAAAGGGAUGCCAGAAAAGGUUCUAAGACACAAGAGUUAAGCUCAGAAGGAGGAGGUCAGAAUCAUCCUGAAAUUGAAGAAGCAGUCACCCCAGGAGAAGAGGCAAGAGAGGCAGAGGAAGGGACAGCAGAAGCACUUGUGAGCAACAAAAAUGUCCCUGCAGCAGAAGGGAUACCAGGAGCAGGAGAAAGAAUGUGGGAGUCGUCACCGCGUGAGAACAGGUCUGGAGGAGAAAAUAAGAGGGUCACCAAGACUCAAGACAAGCUUGUCAAGGAGGAGGUUGGUUUCCAGGGGGAAGAUCAGGAGCCAACAGUCACACAGAAGGAUAAAGGGUCUUCUGAAACCCCCAACAGCCUGGCUCCGGAGGAUGCUGACAGCAGCUCAGAGACAAGGGACCCGCCUAUGCAAGGGGAUUCCCAGAGUCAAGCAGACUCACACGAAGCGUCUGUGCAAGGAAGUCCCAAUGAUAACCCAGACACCCAGACACAGUUGGCACUGGGUGAGGAAAACAGAAUUCAGGCGGCAGUCGGAGGAGAGGAUGAGCAGCUCACCAAGGAACAGGAACCGCCCGAAGGCAAAGAGCACAAGAUUCAGGGCUCGGGGACUAAAGGCCCAGGUCCAGCUGUGGAGCCCAGUGAGCCCCCAGAGUCCCAGACACACCUCGAAACCAAGAAACUUCUCACCUUAGAGGAAGAGGAUAAAAGCUUCCAAGAGCUGGCAGGAGAACAAACUCCAGCCAAGAAGGGACACAAUUCUUCAGUCCCUGAGGCAGGCCUUGAAGAGAGGACUCGGAGGAACGAAGAGUCCUAUUCAGCAGGGAGCAGUGCAGUCUAUUCCAGUCCACUGUACAAGUACCUGCAGGAGAUCCUGCAGCAAACAGGCAGAACCAACGAGGAGCAUCAAAACCACGCUUAGACAGCCAGGGAAUAAGCCUCUGCCAUCACCAGCUCAGCAAUGAGAUCUCAGAUUUUCCUGUCUUUUCCAACGACAGCCAAGCAUUGCAAUAGUACACCAGGAAGCUUCUGCCUGGAUAGGAUUUUGCUGAAGCAUAACAAACAUCAGCUCCCCAGGUCUUGGAAGAUAAGCAAGGCCACUCUCUGAGAGAGGAACGAAUCCUUAUCAUUGUCCCAGGACUCAACAUGCCCCGAACUUCUUCCUUCUGGACAUGUACACACUCAGAUGCAGAUGAAUAAUCCUUUAAAUUUCCUUCCUAAGUUUUCACAAGAGCAAAUAAUAAAGUAUUCAGCAGACAGAGCUACUACCAAAGAAAUGUCACACUGAACAAACAGCCUAUCAUAGGAUGCUAUUGCCAGGUGUUAAAAUGAACUUUGUCAAGAGAUAAUUUAUCACAACUUACCUAUCACUAAAAAUGGAAAAAUCCUCUUCACAUUUUAACAGGUGCCAAUUUCUUUAGCUGACUAAUUGGCUUUUUAUAAUGUGGCAAUAGGACAGAUGUGACUCUACAAUAUUAUCUUACCAUCGUAAAAUAUCAUUAAUUCAUAGUGGUAGAUAAUUCUGUUUCGUGAUACUUUUCACACAGAUUUUAAGUUUAUUCUGAAAUGUUAUCCCUCAAAAUAAUCUCAGAUAUCUCCAUAACUUAAAAUAAUUGUGAUAUCUAGCACCCAAUUAAAAUAGAUUUAUGACUUUCUUUACUAAUGUCCAGUUGCAACUAAAUCUAUGCUACAUAUUCAUUCAUUCAUUCAUUCACUCAACAAACUUUUAUUAAAUCCCACACCUUACCCAGCCUUUUCAUAGUUUUUGGCUCAAAUAAGCAAUCAGAAUAAUUAUAAAGAGGAAAGAGAAUACAAAUCUAAAGUAUGCUUGAUUCCACAAGAAGAUCUUAUAAUCAACUAUCCACUAGGUCUACAAAAUGUUUAUCCACAUGGCUUGCUAAGGGCAAUGUAUUAAAAUUAACAAUUAAACAAUCUGAUGAUCAAUACCUUUUCUUGGUUCAUUUUCCCCCCUUUGUUUUCCAUUGAGCCUUUAAGACAUUAA